This is a messenger RNA of Baudoinia panamericana UAMH 10762, 174 nucleotides long. RefSeq lists its product as uncharacterized. NCBI's taxonomy places the organism in Eukaryota, Fungi, Ascomycota, Dothideomycetes, Mycosphaerellales, Teratosphaeriaceae. The record is from RefSeq and is a predicted model, not a curated record. The transcript has a single exon. The annotation marks the transcript as partial.
AUGGGUCUCCUAGAAUCCCUCCGGGCUAAAUACGAACUCUACCGCCUCGAACAACGCUACACCCGCCGCGAAAAGCGGACAACCUUCAUCUCCGGCGCCCAAUACGUCGACGGCGAGUAUGUUUACAACGUCGUUUCGCCCACCAGCUCGAAGUCAUCGAGCAGCUUUGGCAGU